AUGUCAUCCGAGGGCGGGAGGUGCCAGAAACGCGUCUCCUUUCCACGCGAAGAGGCGCAGGAGGAGCGCAAAGAGGAGAACGGAGGAGUCGAUGCGCAUCAUCUGGGAUCCGUGAGGACUGUCCACGAGUUCUCCGGGUACUAUGAGUACAGCAUGUCCGGUGAAGACCACCACGCUCAGCGAAGACUCACCAUGAUGCGCGAGAAAGGCCGGAGGCAAGCGGUACGAGGGCCGGCCUUCAUGUUCAACAACCGCAGCACCAGCUUGACCUCUCAGGAGGAGCGCUUCCUGGACGCUGCUGAGUACGGCAACAUCCCCGUGGUGCGCAAGAUGCUGGAGGAGUCACGCACCCUCAGCGUCAACUGCGUGGACUACAUGGGCCAGAAUGCUCUGCAGCUGGCCGUAGGCAACGAGCACCUGGAGGUGACCGAGCUGCUGCUGAAGCAUGACAACCUGGCACGCAUUGGUGACGCCCUCCUGCUGGCCAUCAGCAAAGGCUACGUGCGUAUCGUGGAGGCCAUCCUCAACCACCCGUCCUUCGCCACCGGCGACCGCCUGACGCAGAGCCCCCGCGAGCUGCGGGACGACGACUUCUAUUCGUACGACGAGGACGGCACGCGCUUCUCGCCCGACAUCACGCCCGUCAUCCUGGCCGCCCACUGCCAGAAGUACGAGGUGGUUCACAUGCUGCUGACGCGGGGCGCGCGCAUCGAACGACCCCACGACUACUUCUGUAAGUGCGCCGAGUGCGCCGAGAAGCAGAGGAAGGACCCCUUCAGCCACUCGCGCUCCCGCAUCAACGCCUACCGUGGACUGGCCAGCCCCGCCUACCUGUCCCUGUCCAGCGAGGACCCCGUCCACACUGCGCUGGAGCUGAGCAAUGAGCUCGCCAAGCUGGCCAACAUCGAGAAGGAGUUUAAGAACGACUACCGCAAGCUGUCCAUGCAGUGCAAGGACUUUGUAGUGGGGGUGCUGGACCUGUGUCGAGACACGGAGGAGGUGGAGGCCAUCCUGAACGGAGACGUGAGCGCCGAGCUGGACGAGGGACGGACCCACCGCACCCUCCUGAGCCGUGUCAAGCUGGCCAUCAAGUACGAGGUCAAGAAGUUUGUGGCCCACCCCAAUUGCCAGCAACAGCUGCUGACCAUCUGGUAUGAGAAUCUGGCUGGGUUGAGGGAGCAGGCUGUCGCCAUCAAGUGCCUGGUGGUCCUGCUGGUGGCGCUGGGGCUGCCGCUGCUGGCAGUCGGCUACUGGUUCGCACCAUGCAGCAAGCUGGGCAGGGUCCUCCGCAGCCCCUUCAUGAAGUUUGUAGCGCAUGCGGCCUCCUUCAUCAUCUUUCUAUGUCUGCUGGUGUUCAAUGCCUCGGACCGCUUUGAGGGCAUCGCCACGCUGCCCAACGUCACUGUGACUGACUACCCCACGCAGAUCUUCAGGGUGAAGACCACCCGCUUCAGCUGGACAGAGAUGCUCAUCAUGGUGUGGGUUGCAGGGAUGAUGUGGUCGGAGUGCAAGGAGCUAUGGAACGAGGGCCCUCGCGAGUAUGUCCAGCAGCUGUGGAACGUGCUCGACUUCGGCAUGCUCUCCAUCUUCAUCGCCGCCUUCACGGCUCGCCUCUUCGCCUUCCUCCAGGCCAGAAAAGCCCAGCGCUAUGUGGAUGAGAAGGUGCACGUGGAGGACCUCUCCUUGGUGACUCUCCCCCCGGAUGUUGAGUACUUCACCUACGCAAGAGACAAGUGGGUACCAUCAGACCCCCAGCUCAUCUCGGAGGGGCUGUACGCCAUCGCGGUGGUCCUCAGUUUCUCCCGCAUCGCCUACAUCUUGCCCGCCAACGAGAGCUUUGGACCGCUGCAGAUCUCCCUGGGUCGCACUGUCAAGGACAUCUUUAAGUUCAUGGUUCUCUUCAUUAUGGUCUUCUUGGCUUUCAUGAUAGGCAUGUUCAUCCUCUACUCCUACUACCUGGGUGCCAAGGUGAACUCUGCCUUCACCACAGUUGAGGAGAGCUUCAAGACUCUCUUUUGGUCCAUAUUCGGGCUCUCGGAGGUGUCCUCCGUGGUCCUCAAGUACGACCACAAGUUCAUCGAGAACAUCGGAUACGUGCUGUAUGGGAUAUACAAUGUCACCAUGGUGGUGGUGCUCCUCAACAUGCUCAUCGCAAUGAUCAACAGCUCCUACCAGGAGAUUGAGGACGACGCAGAUGUGGAGUGGAAGUUUGCACGCUCCAAGCUGUGGCUAUCCUACUUUGACAACGGGAAAACGCUGCCGCCCCCCUUCAGCAUCGUGCCCAGCCCAAAGUCUUUCUUCCAGUUUGUCAGGAGGGCCGUGGACCUGCUCAGGUGUCGCCGGCAGCGGCUCAGGAAGGACGUGGAGCUGGGAAUGGACCACACCAAAUCUCGGCUAAACCUUUUUGGUCAGACCCAGUCGAGCCUGCGAGUGACCGAGUCGAACAGUUUCAGUAGCAUCCUGCACCAGCCCACGCGCUACCAGCAAAUAAUGAAGCGUCUCAUCAAGCGGUAUGUGCUGAAGGCGCAAGUCGACAAGGAGAACGAUGAAGUUAACGAAGGUGAGCUCAAGGAGAUCAAGCAGGACAUCUCGAGCCUGCGGUACGAGCUCCUGGAGGACAAGUCCCAGGCCACGGAGGAGCUGUCUCAGCUCAUCCAGCAGCUUAGCGAGAAGCUCAACAUCAGUGUCAGGAGCAGCGACUGACAGUGGCAGGGGUGUGGGGGCACAGGCAUGGAGACAGCAGGGUAUCUUCGACUACUGUAGGUCAUGCUCCAGAUGACACACGCAGCUUGAUGAGGCAACACACGUUAAAUCCCUACAAAGAGGACUCGUUGCAACACAUCUCUUCUGUGCUCUAGCAUCUGCAGGUUUAUUACCAUUUCAGUCUUGAGAUUUCUAUUUAUUUUCUUCUGUACUUCCCAAGUGUACAAUGCAAAGAAAUUCGACCCAGAAAAUCAACAUGUACUUUUGCCAGCUUUUUAAUGGGUAACAUAUGUUUCCUGUAAGCCAUGUCUUAUAUGUGUUUUUUAAUACUAGGUGUGAAUCGCACCAAGAUAAGCACAAUUGAACCGCAAUAAAUACUCUCUUUUGGAAACCAACAACUUGCUCCUUGGUUGAUUAAUAAAGAAUAAAAAGGGGUCUAUAAAUUUAUAAGGGGUGACAUUAUUUACAUUCAAUUUAUGGAUACCUUGCCUAUCAUAAUGAAUGAAGACAUGGGCUUGAUUUGCUGGCAUUAUGUAAAAUAAAUUAAAUUUUUGAUAAUCAUACAUUUCAUUAUGACAAACUCAUGGUAAAGAAUUUUAGCAAAUUUGUUACAUUUAAAUAAUAACUAGUACAUUAUUUACAUUACGAAACAGGCCAUUAAAACAUGCCCACUGACUGGCAAACGUGCUGUGAA
Messenger RNA from Scleropages formosus (Asian bonytongue), 3397 nucleotides. RefSeq names its product transient receptor potential cation channel, subfamily C, member 3 (gene trpc3). The coding region runs from base 1 to 2703 and encodes 900 amino acids. Gene Ontology annotation, biological process: single fertilization; calcium ion transmembrane transport; regulation of cytosolic calcium ion concentration. The transcript is spliced from 12 exons. Gene Ontology annotation, molecular function: inositol 1,4,5 trisphosphate binding; protein binding; store-operated calcium channel activity. NCBI's taxonomy places the organism in Eukaryota, Metazoa, Chordata, Actinopteri, Osteoglossiformes, Osteoglossidae. The record is from RefSeq and is a predicted model, not a curated record. Gene Ontology annotation, cellular component: plasma membrane; cation channel complex.